AUGGAGUUGGGUGAAAGUGAGCACCCAUUGCGUCGAGACCCACUGAACGCUCUGCCCGACGCCGUCAAGGUACCUCGUCGCCCACGUCCUCGAGCUAUUAAGGAUGAAUCCGCUAAGGUUGAUCCUCUUACCCUUUACUCAAAUCGAGUGGGAAAGGCGGCAAAACCGGAGGCCCUUCCGGGAAGUUCUGCAGAUAGGCGUGUGUUUCAUGAAGAAGUGCGUUGUCUGUUGAGCUCCACCACACAACAUAAUCCGUUAAUAUCUGCGGUAGCUGAAUAUGCGCAAGCUCCAGAGGCACCGCCAGCAGGGAAGGCUUUCGCAACGGAUAUUCACGAAGUAUUGGCAGGCUUUGGAGAUCCCCAGUUAGAUGGUUGCGACAGUCCUCUAUUCGCGGCGGGCCUUGUCGAGCGGUCAGAUGUAACAUUGAAACCUUCGUCUGCAGAGAAGGGAGCUGCCGCUGGUGUUUAUGAAGUGCGAUCACGGCAAAAUUGGUCACUGGGUUCCUCGCGGAAACCUGGACCAUCUCUUCCAGAGAGCCCUUCCCAGAAACAAGACUACUAUCAGGUUAAACGUUCGUUGGCAGAUUUUUCGUGGCUGGAAGAACGUCUCCGACAUAGAUAUCAAGGUGUCAUUGUGCCUUCCUUGCCACCAAUGGCAUUGGCGGGUCGGCUCAGGUAUGGUUAUACGUACGACACAGAGAGGCUCCGAGGACUAGAAAAGUUUCUGCGACGGGUUGCAAAUCAUCCUGUGCUGUCGACAGGGGACGAAGUGUUAGCGUUUCUGGGUGCGACUGGAGAGGAUGCAUGGCGGAAGAUUAGACUGGAACCAAUCAGUCAUGAAAAUUCGGUGACUACUGCGCUUUUUGGGGGCGUGCGAGACAAGUCUGACACGAACACAUUUGGCAACCUCGGUUUUUGGGGAGAAAAAUUUCUGUGGCAGGCCGGACGAAGGGUAAACAAAGGUCUUGUUUGGUUUCUCAAUCGUGACUCACCCUCUGAUUCAAAAAAAAAAGAAGAUUCUGCGGAGGCGCGAUUGGAACGGCUGCAUAGCUAUGUACAAAACUUAGGGACGUCGCUGUCAACAGUUCGAAAUGCUGUCCAGAAAGUGUCCACGAACCGAACACAAGAAAUGCGAGGAAUGAGCACCAUGCAAAGCGCGAUCCGCGAAUUAGGCGAGAGAGAAGGUGGGAAGUUAGGAGCUUACCUCCAAACGAUUCAGCUCGAGAUACCACCUUUCAGCGACGGGUGGACGGAUCAGCAGGGCGACCAUUUGGAAGAAGGUUUGAGUGAUCUAAGAAAGAGAGUAUCCGGAAGCUCAAGCGUACGACCGCUUGGAGAACCUAGUUCGGCAGUUCUAGCUGCACGCGGUGUGAGCGAUAUAUUUCGGGAUUACGAAGAACGAGCCAAGGGGGCUCAGCGUAUCAUGAACACUCGUAGGGAAGAGCGAGAUGCGUACGAACACGCUCUAUCUGUGUACACUAAGCUGCGCGAUCAUUUAGAGAGCCGAGCUGGGAGCAUGUGGGAGACGGCUCCGAAUGCGGCUCUGUCGAGUGGUGAAGGGAUGGAAGAACUCGUCAACAAAGUGGGCGCAGCCUCACGACGUCUUGCGAAUGUGCGGCGGCACUAUCAAGCAGUGGCCCUCUCCACGACGGACGAGUUGAGGCGGCUUAGAACUGAGAUGCACGAUGACGUUUGUAAGGCUUUGCAGGAUCUUGCUAUGGAGCUGGCGUGGCAGCAUGAUGCUCAAGCUCGAUCAUGGAAGGCGUUUGCAGAAACGCUCGUAGAGUGCAGAGAUGACUUUGGUGGGCUAGAAGGAUGAAGACUGCGGUUAGGGAAGGGGAUCAAGCAACGCAUUUUGUCUUAAUUCAAAGCAAUUGUGAAUGUCUUCCAUUAUAUACGCUCCUGGUACUGCGUCAUCGUCGAUUUUUAUUUUGUCCGAUAAGUCCUGCCUCGAGUGGCGCUUGAAGUUUCUUUUGUGACUCCGUUAAGUCCCGUGUGACAUAGAUAAUAGGGAUAAAUGAAAGUAUUAUGUACGGA
Molecule: messenger RNA, 2036 nt
Organism: Chondrus crispus (carragheen)
Lineage: Eukaryota; Rhodophyta; Florideophyceae; Gigartinales; Gigartinaceae
Exons: 2
Coding region: 1-1818 (605 amino acids)
Cellular component (GO): endosome
Molecular function (GO): phosphatidylinositol binding
Source: RefSeq, a predicted model, not a curated record